Molecule: messenger RNA, 2366 nt
Organism: Sphaeramia orbicularis (orbiculate cardinalfish)
Lineage: Eukaryota; Metazoa; Chordata; Actinopteri; Kurtiformes; Apogonidae
Product: nuclear body protein SP140-like protein
Exons: 16
Coding region: 362-2218 (618 amino acids)
Biological process (GO): humoral immune response; regulation of transcription by RNA polymerase II
Cellular component (GO): cytoplasm; nucleus
Molecular function (GO): DNA binding; DNA-binding transcription factor activity, RNA polymerase II-specific; translation regulator activity
Source: RefSeq, a predicted model, not a curated record
ACAACUGGCACAUAGAAGUUUGAGUUUCACUUUCCAAACGUCACUAGGGGAGGAUCCCAGGAAGCACUUCACCAAAAAUAGCUCUGAACACACCUGAGAAGUUUUCCGGGGAUUUUGCGAAUCUGUUUGAAUUUUAUUGAUUUUCUUUUCUGCCCUAAUAGAGCUCACAUAUGGGCCUUUGCAUGUAGUCUGCAGAGGUUCCAACUGCACUGAAGGACCCUGGUGCAGAACAGGAGCAGGAAGCAGCCCCUGAAGUACUCCACUGUGGGCAGUAGUGUGAACGGUACUGUGGAUCAGUAUUUGCAGAGGUUUUAGUUUGCCACUGGGUCUGUUUUACUGUAACAACCUACACUGGGUCGGGAUGGAAUCCGUGGAACAUGAGGAGCUGCUGCGCUUUUUCCACCGCCACAAAACAGAGAUGUCCCUGAUGGAGAACCCGCAAAUCCUCCUGAACCAGCUGAGGGAUCACAACCUCAUCCCAGAGGACCGAUACAAGAAAGUAAGUCGCAUGAGGAGUAAAGCUAACAUGAAGAACGGCAUGUAUGACCUUCUGGACUGGUUGGAAAGAGAGCGAUCAGACCACAUUGGCCUGUUCUGGAAGUGCGUCUUUAAGGACAGCAUCCGUAACCAAUACGUCACCCUACAAAAGCUACACAUCAGCCUUCUAGAUGGGUCUUUCCAGUUCGAGCCAAAUCUACCUGAGAAAUUGGAAAAGGAAGAGACAGAGAAAAGAAAAAGGAAGGAGCCUUCAGAAGAGGAGAAUGGAAAAGGAAACUCAGUAAAAAAGAAGAAGAAAAAGAAAACGAGGGGUGUAGGUGAAGAGGAUGAUGAUGAAGAGCAGGCUGGUCCGUCUGGUCAGGCGACUCAAAAGAAAAAGUCAAAGAAAUUAUGCUUCUCGUCUCCACUUAAGAGGGGAGAGAAGGGGAACAUCUGGACAUGGGGCAUCUUCAAAAACCAGAUCCCGGUGACCUGUGGAGACAAGGAGGGGUUUCUCAACAGACAGAGACUGGCGAAAGGGGAGAAGUGCAUUGUGGUGGAAAAACAGUGGUACACUCCUGGUGAGUUUGAGAAGUUUGCAGGGAAGGCGAGCUGUAGAAAUUGGAAGCUGAGUAUCCGCUGUAAGGGAACUACGCUGGGAAAACUUAUACAGGAAGGGCACCUGAAAGUAAAGAGCUAUAAACGGAGUACAAAGGCAAAGAAGUCACUCUUGUCUGAUCGGGUCCCCACAGUGUCUGCAGGUGAGGGUGAUGAUGACUUUGAUGAGGAAGAGCAGGAUUCAUCAAGUGACAGACAGAGUUCCACAAACACCACAGAGGAAGAAGACGACGCUGGAGAACAGACUGAGGAACAGUCAGACGACAGGGAAGACGUUCACAAGACAGUGUUCAAAGUCACAUGUGGAGAUGUAGCUGCAACAUUACACAAAAAGCGUUUUGUGUCCGCAGGGAUCUUGGGGAAGUGUAUUCGCACUGAGAAGAGCUGGAUGACCCCAGUGGACUUUGUGAAGGAGGUGUUGUGUGAGACGGAUGUGUCCUGGAAGAAAGACAUCACAUGUGAAGGAAAACCACUUGGUGAUCUCAUAGAGAAGAACAUCUUGUCAUGUCAUUCCCUGUUUUGUGACUGCAGACUGUGUGCACCAGAUUCUGAAGACCUGGAUAACCAGAAAAAUGAUGAUGAGUGUUGGAUCUGUAGAAGUGAAGGAAAGCUGGUGGAGUGUGAUUACUGCCCUCGCUCCUUUCACCAGACGUGUCACCUGCCUCAUGUGGAGGACGCCAUUUUAGAGGAUGAAAGUCUUUGGGCGUGCACGUUUUGUGUUUUCACAAAAUAUAAAGAGUCCUUCUCCUCCAUGGAAACUACAGCAGCUGCUUUGUCCUGUAAUAUAUCAGAACACAUGCAGCAAUGCCAGUAUCUUCUCCUGUAUCUCUACAAUACUGAUCAGCAACAGAUAUUUGCAACAAACCCAACCCUUUAUCUGAGCGACCAAACCACUGUGGUCACGACUCCCAUGUGGUUUGGACGUGUAGCAGAAAAACUCCAGGAGAAACAGUACCAAACUGUUGGAGACUUUGUGUCUGAUGUCCACCUCAUUUUCACCAACUGUGCUUCAUACAACCGAGAUAAUCCUGAAUUCACUGCCAUGGGUGUCACCGUGAAGGAGUUUUUUGACAGAGAAUUUGAGAACGCUUUCAAGAUCCAAGAAGAGACCGCUGACUCAUAGAGACUUCAGUUUUCACACUUGGAAGAUGAGAGGAAAUAGUUCAAGGUUCAAGGUGACUUUAUUUGUACCCUUGGGCAGAUUUGUUUUGCAGCAAGCUUUCACUCACUGCCGGUCGCUGCGUGCGCAUGCACCCAACACAAAUCCUUUG